GGAAGGAGGAGCGGGAAGCGCGGCCCCAAGCGGGACUCGAACCCGGGGCCGGGAGGAGGAACGGGGGAGACGCCCCGCAGCGCAGGACCGGCCGGGGCCGAGAGCAGGCACAAUGACCCCCAGCACUGGCAGGAGCAGCGUUGCAGCCGCACUGUUGGCCACCCUCCUGGGCCUGACGGAUGGAAACGUGACGUGCGUGUGUGAAGGGUCUCAUUGCCUCCAGAGCACGUGCCGGGGGGCCUGGUGCCUAGUGGCGGCCGUGAGACCCCGGGACGACCCCCCCUACAUCACCAAGAACUGCGGGCGGAACAACUACCUGGAGACCUGCCUGGGCUUCCCGGAGGAGGUGAUCGCCCUGCGUUGCUGCCACGGCCACAUGUGCAACCAGAAUAUCACCCUGGACCUCCCUCAGGGGCCAGGGCCUUCAGGAGGACCACCGCCGAGCGAACAGCUGCCGCUGAUCCUGGGCCCGGGGCUGGCACUGGUGGCACUGCUGGUGCUGGGGGCUCUGGCCUGCUGGCGGCUGGGCUGGCGCCGCCAUCGGAGAGAGAAGCGGCUACUACAGAGCCGGGAGCUUGGAGAGUCCAGCCUCAUCCUCAAGACCUCUGACAGCGGGGACAGCCUGCUGGGGGAUCUACUGGACAGCGACUGCACCACGGGCAGCGGCUCAGGCCUGCCCUUCCUGGUGCAGAGGACGGUGGCUCGCCAGAUCACACUGGCAGAAUGUGUGGGAAAAGGUCGCUAUGGCGAGGUGUGGCGGGGCCUGUGGCACGGGGAGAACGUGGCCGUCAAGAUCUUCUCGUCGCGGGACGAGCAGUCUUGGUUCCGGGAGACAGAGAUCUACAACACCGUGCUGCUGCGCCAUGACAACAUCCUGGGCUUCAUCGCCUCGGACAUGACGUCUCGGAGUUCAAGUACCCAGCUGUGGCUGAUCACGCACUUCCACGAGCACGGCUCGCUGUUCGACUUCCUGCAGCGCUCGGCGCUGGAGCCCGCCACGGCCCUGCAGCUGGCACUGUCGGCGGCCUGCGGCCUGGUGCACCUGCACGUGGAGAUCUUCGGCACGCAGGGCAAGCCGGCCAUCGCCCACCGCGACCUCAAGAGCCGCAACGUGCUCGUCAAGAGCAACCUGCAGUGCUGCAUCGCCGACCUGGGCCUAGCGGUGAUGCACUCUCAGACCAGCGACUACCUGGACCUCGGGCACAAUCCCCGGGUGGGCACCAAGCGCUACAUGGCACCCGAGGUGCUGGACGAGCAGAUCCGCACAGACUGUUUUGAGUCUUACAAGCGGACGGACGUUUGGGCCUUUGGCCUGGUGCUUUGGGAGAUCGCCCGCCGGACCAUGGUCAAUGGCAUGGUGGAGGAGUACAGGCCGCCCUUCUUCGACCUGGUGCCCAGCGACCCCAGCUUCGAGGACAUGAAGAAGGUGGUUUGUGUGGACCAGCAGAGACCGACCAUCCACAACCGGCUAGCAGCCGACCCGCUGCUCUCUGUCCUGGUGAAGACGAUGCGGGAAUGCUGGUACCCAAAUCCCUCCUCACGUCUCACCGCUCUGCGCAUCAAGAAGACCCUCAAGAAGCUCAGCCCCACACCAGAGAAGCCCAAGGUGGCCUACUAGGUUGAUGGCCACUCCAGGGUCCUCUUCACCCCUCUACCUCCUCUCCCCUGACCAGGGCAGCGGAAUCAGUACCUCAGCCCCUUCCUCUGCCUCUCCCCCGGGGCCC
Tachyglossus aculeatus (Australian echidna) is the source of this 1724-nucleotide messenger RNA. RefSeq names its product activin A receptor like type 1 (gene ACVRL1). NCBI's taxonomy places the organism in Eukaryota, Metazoa, Chordata, Mammalia, Monotremata, Tachyglossidae. Bases 113 to 1618 code for a protein of 501 amino acids. The transcript has 10 exons. Gene Ontology annotation, biological process: angiogenesis; transforming growth factor beta receptor signaling pathway; dorsal/ventral pattern formation. Gene Ontology annotation, cellular component: plasma membrane; BMP receptor complex. The record is from RefSeq and is a predicted model, not a curated record. Gene Ontology annotation, molecular function: ATP binding; SMAD binding; transforming growth factor beta receptor activity, type I.